AUGUCCACUCCAGCUCGCAGACGUUUGAUGAGAGAUUUCAAAAGGCUUCAGGAAGAUCCACCAACCGGUGUGUCCGGUGCACCGACCGAUAAUAAUAUUAUGAUCUGGAAUGCUGUGAUUUUCGGACCGCACGACACACCUUUCGAGGAUGGUACGUUUAAGCUCACGAUAGAAUUCACCGAGGAGUACCCCAACAAACCGCCCACGGUUAGGUUCGUGUCGAAGAUGUUUCAUCCGAACGUAUACGCCGACGGUGGAAUUUGUUUGGAUAUAUUGCAAAACAGAUGGAGCCCCACAUACGAUGUGUCGGCUAUUUUAACAUCAAUUCAGUCGUUACUGAGCGAUCCAAAUCCAAACUCGCCAGCCAAUUCGAUGGCGGCGCAGCUCUACAAAGAAAACCGCCGGGAAUACGAGAAACGAGUGAAAGCCUGCGUCGAGCAGAGUUUUAUCGACUAGCCCCGUUCCCGUUGCUGUCUUAGUCCUAACCGUCUUCGCUCUCGCUGUCGUCACCAUCACCAACGCCCUCAUCGUGUCGCCUUUCGCUUUG
Molecule: messenger RNA, 547 nt
Organism: Anopheles marshallii
Lineage: Eukaryota; Metazoa; Arthropoda; Insecta; Diptera; Culicidae
Gene: Ubc6
Product: ubiquitin-conjugating enzyme E2-17 kDa
Exons: 3
Coding region: 1-456 (151 amino acids)
Biological process (GO): protein polyubiquitination; DNA repair; proteasome-mediated ubiquitin-dependent protein catabolic process
Cellular component (GO): HULC complex
Molecular function (GO): ubiquitin conjugating enzyme activity
Source: RefSeq, a predicted model, not a curated record